CGUCGGUCUGCUAAAUGAAUUGUACGAUUUCGUCAGUUCCGUAAAGCGUUCCUCCUGGUUUCAUUAAAAAAGAUAGGGGAUUAUCUACGAAGACAACCGCAGUUAUAACAAGGCUUUACCUGGCUAUGUCAUCAACAUAUUCAUAAACUAGAGCACGGGCUAUAGUUUCCCACGGGUAGUUUUUUCCUCGGACCGACAAAAGACCAUUAGUCUCCUCUAAACCGCGCAUAGACUGGGAUGCACUGCCGCUAGCUUGUUAUUAGCUUUGCUCGCUAGCUUCCCGAACGGCUCUGUUUUUACGACGGGACCAAGCACACCACAUAGUGCAUUAUGACAGACAGCAUUAUGAGUAAAGCUGCCACAAUGGAGAUUCCUAUCAACAGUAAUGGAGACACAGGGACCCUACCAGAAGAUGACAGCCUUGAACAGGCUGCAAAACUGCAGUGGAACUUAGAUGAGAAGGUAGGGAGCUCCAGAGGCACCAGGGACCUCCAGCAGGUGAUGGUAUCGGGUCCCAAUCUCAACGAGACAAGCAUUGUAUCAGGAGGCUAUGGAGGAACAGCAGAGGGAAUCAUCCCCACCAGCUCAAUCAAAGGCCCUGCUGUGCACUACAAUGCAGAGUUUAACAAAAGGAUCCCUGUUGAAGGAUUAGGUUCCAACAUGCACCACAGCAGCAGCAGCUCGUCAAUGGCGGCAGACGAAGCGACCCGCGGGGUGGCUGUGGAAAAGCUAGAAACAAUGAAGAAGUGGGGUCUCAACACUUACAAGUGUACAAAGCAAAUUAUCUCGGAGCGUUUCGGUCGGGGUUCCCGGACUGUGGACCUGGAGCUCGAGGCCCAGAUAGAGGUCCUGAGAGACACUAAAAAGAAAUAUGAGAAUGUGCUGCGAUUGGCCAGAGCGCUGACCAACCACUUCUACAACAUGGUGCAGACACAGCAUGCACUGGGGGACACCUUCGCUGACCUCAGUCAGAAAUCUCCAGAGCUGCGGGAUGAGUUUGGCUACAAUGCAGAGACUCAGAAGUUGCUGUGUAAGAAUGGGGAGACUCUACUUGGUGCUGUUAACUUCUUUGUGUCAAGCAUCAACACACUCGUCAACAAGACCAUGGAGGACACCCUAAUGACAAUCAAGAUGUAUGAAAAUGCCAGACUGGAGUUUGAUGCCUACCGGUCAGACCUGGAGGAACUGAGUCUGGGACCGAAGGACGCUGUUGCCAUGGCCCGCAUAGACACUGCUCAGCAACAGUACCAAGUCCAGAAGGACAAGUAUGAACGCCUCCGCUCAGACGUCAUCAUUAAACUCAAGUUCCUGGAGGAGAAUAAGGUGAAGGUGAUGCAUAAGCAGCUCCUCCUCUUCCAUAAUGCCAUCUCGGCGUACUUUGCUGGCAACCAGGAGCAGCUGGAGCAGACGCUGAAGCAGUUCAACAUAAAGUUGAGGCCUCCAGGUGCUGACAAGCCCUCCUGGUUAGAGGAGCAGUGAGGAGGUCUGCCGGACCUCCUGCAGCCUCGUCUCGACCACAUCCACCCGUUACCGGUUGAAACCCCAACUUACAGAGGACCACUACAGAAGAGGGAAACGCAUACGUGUAAUUGGGUGGAUUAAGAUAUGAGAUGAGCGUGUGGCUGGAUGAUUGGACAGAUGGAUUGCAGGGUCUUAUUGAUGAGUGAGAAAAAUGCAGCAGGGAACCAAGCGGCCAGUUUCAUGAACAGUCAGGGGGCUUUUAGGGCCUCUUCCCAACUUCCUGUUUCACCCACUCUGACCUUUUUUUGUGCUUUGUUCCCAGAGGAACUGCUCAUCUCCCCAUCCCUUUCUCCCAUUUGACUCACUUCUAUUUCAGCACUAUACUUAGUCAUGUUCAUGGUCAUUAUUGUUCUCCUCAAGUGCUCCCAGUGCUCUGAGUUAAACUUCACACGCCAUCUUGGUAACAGACGGGUGACAUAAGGAAGAAUGACAAAUCCAUUAAAACACACUUGGAUGUAACCAAACAUGGCAUCAAAACUCUUCCAGACCUUAUCACUCUCCUCGUGUGCCUCCUUUAUUUAUGAGAAAAACACCCUAAAUGAACAUGUGGCCUGCAGGAAGAAAGAUAAAUUAAGAAAAAAAAGAUUUAAAACUCCACAUGAAUGGGAUUUGGUUCACUGGAAAGGAAUGCUUUGGCAUUUCAAAUCAAUGUACAUUUCAAAUUAAGUACCAUUUAACUGGAAAUAAUUAGUAUAUGAUUGUUUGUAGCUUAGAAAACAAAAAGACUGCUGUUUUAGUUUUCGCUGUUUGACUGACGUGUUUUUAUUUAGUAAUAUUUCAGUACUAGUCUGCUUGCGUCAUGCUUCAGAGUGAAGGACAGGAUUCUGUUUGGCAACGUCUGCUGCUGCUUGAGAGGGAAAGUAAGUCGGAAUUGGUCUGUAAUUAUCAGAAAUGCUACAGAUUUCAAUUGUAACCUGAGAGUUUAUUGACUUCAACUCCAUAUAUGCAACAAUUGUUUAAGGAACACUGCCACAGCUUCCCAAAAAGUUAUACUGGUUGUGAUCUUUACUAAUUGUAUUUUAUUUACCCAAAGAUAAAGCUGUCUCCUUGUUAUGUUUUCAGUGGUUGGUUCAGUCUCACUGGACUGAGGAGGCUUUGAGGGACAGUUGAACCGUGCACGAUCAGACAGUUAAGAUACAACAAGCUUUAAGGGAUUCACUCCAUUAUUUAAUUGUUUAACAGAUUGUACUUAAAAGGAAUUAAUUACAUAUUUGUCCACAUUGAUACAUUGAAAUGUGUUUUGUCUUUAAUGAUAUUAAGGACAUGUCAUUGACAUCUAGGUCUUUCAGUCGCCCUGAAGCAGAAUAUAUUUGUCUAUGGUUACCUUUCUUCACACUGAAGAUUACUGUAAUUGUCUAACAUUACUAAUAUUUCCACAUCAAAUCUUGUAAAUUAGUAGUUGGGGAAUGGGAUGGCACUACUUAUUUAUCAUUUGUUUCAUAUCCUUUAAUUUAACAUUGUCUUAGUAUAAUAAACAAUCAUCUGUUGUUGACAAUUAGGAGAAGGUAUUACCAGAACAUAACGGCAUGGUACUACAAAUGUAAUGUAAUUUUUAUGCUUCAUUGUAUUUAUUAUGUUCAUUAUAUCUGUUACUUUGUUUGAACCAACAUAUUUGUAUCCUGAUACUUCUGUGCAAAUUACUCAGUUUAUGAGUAUAACGUUAAUGGCGUUUUGCAGAUGACACACUAAUGUGAGAAUAUCCCACACUAACAAAUUAUGUAAUUUAUUUACUCCAAAAAAUGUUUCUAAACUAACUGAUCAAAAGUUAAGUGUCGAACUUCUGAAGUCAAAUGCAGAUAAUCCAGUAUCAUGAAUGUUUUGCCAUGCUGAACUGAACUGUGAUCAGUUAAUGGGUUAGUGCUCCACCUUCUUGUCUCCUCUGUAUUUGCAUGGCAGGCAGCAAUCCAAAGUACAGGUGCAUAUGAGCGUCAGUGCAUCGUGGGAUAUAUAUAUAUAUAUAUAUAUAUAUAUAUUGUGUGUGUCUCUUUCCCACAAUGCACUGACGCUCUACUCUGCCUUCUGCACGCCAGCUUGCAUGGACGGCAUGACGGCAUGACGCCAUGCUUGCGGUUGUUGAUUCACGUCUUGAUAUUGGCUGAAGGGAAAUCACAAUAUGGGGGUUUUCUUUUAAAUUGUCUUGGGGACAAUAAUCGAAGGAAGGUGAUUAUGUGAUUUUUUAAUGAAAAGCAGGUAUCACAAAUGUAUUGUAUGAUUUGGUUGGCUUGUGUUUUCUGAGCUUGUAUCUGUCACUGUGUCAAAUGGGUGUAUUUUCUUCUGGCUGAAAGUUGCUCAGUAGCCACAAGUGAGACCAAGGUCUCACUUGUGGCUACUGAGCAACAGAAAAAUGCAGUUUCCCUGAUCAGCUCCUGAUCGCCACACAGCAAUAUGAACAAAAUGUGACUCCUCUUUUCCAAACCUGCCCCGUUGAAACUCCAACACCAAAAUUAAUGGCAAUAGGAUAUUUUUUGUUCCUCAAUUGUGAAACCUCUAGCAAAUUGAAAAGAAGUGUGAGAAGCAUUUAUAGUCACUGUACUAUCAGUCUUUAGAUUGUUGCUGAGAGAGAACCAAGAUUUAUAACAUGAGAUAUUUUAUUUGUGUACAAUCAAUAUUUUCUAGUCUGAGCUGAUGUAUUGUACUGUAUGAAUGAUUGCACUUAAUGGCAUUUAAGAUGAUAAAUGAUGAUGUUGUGUCAUGGAUUGAUGUGAUACUCUGCCUUCAUUCCUCACUCAGACCUGCAAAGUCCCACCCAACCCUGAGGGAACAAAUUAAAAGUACACAUUUUCAAAUG
Messenger RNA from Cyclopterus lumpus (lumpfish), 4309 nucleotides. RefSeq names its product ADP-ribosylation factor interacting protein 2b (gene arfip2b). Gene Ontology annotation, biological process: regulation of Arp2/3 complex-mediated actin nucleation; intracellular protein transport. The record is from RefSeq and is a predicted model, not a curated record. Gene Ontology annotation, molecular function: phospholipid binding; protein domain specific binding. Gene Ontology annotation, cellular component: trans-Golgi network membrane. NCBI's taxonomy places the organism in Eukaryota, Metazoa, Chordata, Actinopteri, Perciformes, Cyclopteridae. The transcript is spliced from 10 exons. The coding region runs from base 331 to 1479 and encodes 382 amino acids.